AUGAGGCAAACGAGCGCGUCGACCGAACGGACUGGGCAGCAGCGUGGGGAGCUUAUGGAAUCGAUGUGGCCAAACCCGAAACAGAUUCCAUUUCCUCUCGCCAGCAGCUCGACGUUAGAAUGGCAGAGGGUCGCUGGUCAUGUGCCCGAUCACUUACUCUGGCUAGUCAAGAGGUUCACGUUUCCUGGUGAGCUUCUUCAGAUCCUGGACCCGUCUGUUUUAGUCCAUUGGAUGGCGGAGAACCGGCACGGCUGUUUGGUAGAUGGACUGCGGCUGUAA
This is a messenger RNA of Peronospora matthiolae, 279 nucleotides long. NCBI's taxonomy places the organism in Eukaryota, Oomycota, Peronosporomycetes, Peronosporales, Peronosporaceae. The record is from the annotation of a GenBank genome assembly.